CAUCCGCAUCGCUGUAGCAUAAUGUACAGCUUGUUCAUGCACUUUAGUAUUUGUUCUGUUUUUGGGAGGGGAGAUGCUUUAACUGCUGUUUGACUGAAGUUCCACAAUGAGUCCCCCAGUGAGUGUCAUCGUGGUGGGAGCCGGCAGUCGAGGAGAGAUUUACUCCAAAUAUGCAUCAAUACACCCUGAACGCAUGAAGGUUGUUGCAGUUGCAGACCCUCGCAAGUUUGCUCGCACCAAACUUCAACAGCAACACAACAUUAAAGAGGAAAACACGUUUGAAGACUGGAACCAUGUUUUAGAAAGAGAAAAGUUUGCAGAUGCAGUUUUAAUCUGCACUCCAGACCGACUUCAUAAGGAGCCAGCUGUAGCAUUCGCACUGAGAGGAUACCACAUCCUCCUGGAGAAGCCAAUGGCAACAAACGCUGAGGACUGCAGGGCCAUUGUAGCUGCUUGCACCAAGAGCGGUGUCAUUCUCUCCGUGGGUCAUGUUCUGCGAUACGAUCCCAUCAUCCACAAGAUAAAGGCUCUGAUAGAUUCAGGAGCUGUUGGAGACGUGGUCCACAUACAGCAUCUUGAGCCAGUGGGCUUCUACCAUUUUGCUCACUCUUUUGUGCGAGGAAACUGGAGAAACGAAGAGGAGAGCUCCUUCUCUCUAUUGGCCAAGUCCUGUCAUGACAUCGACCUGAUCCAUCACUGGGCUGGGUCACGCAGGUGUUUGAAAGUGUCAUCAUUUGGAUCACUCAGCCAUUUUCAAAAGGAAAAUAAGCCAGAGGGUGCUGCAGCUCGCUGCCUGGACUGCUCAGUCGAGUCGACUUGUCCAUACUCUGCGCGUAAAAUCUACCUGGAGAGAGUGGAGCAGGGUCACACCGGUUGGCCCGUCUCCGUCAUCUGCCAAAACUCACAUCCAGACAUCGAGUCAGUCGCCAAGGUCCUGAGGACCGGUCCAUACGGUCGCUGUGUGUUCGAGUGUGACAACGAUGUUUGCAGUAACCAGAUUGUAAAUAUGGAGUUUGAAGGUGGUCUCACGGCGGCCUUCUCCAUGGUGGCGUUCACUGAGAAAAUGUGCAGUCGACAGACCACAAUCUACGGCAGCCGGGGUGAGCUGACAUGUGACAGUCAUGAGAUCCGUGUGUUUGAUUUUCUGACUGAGAAAACGACAAAACACACAUCAGGAAAUGAUGCUCCUCAACACUUUGGCUUGAGUGGACACAGUGGUGCAGACUACCAUCUGAUCGAUGCCUUCGUAGCUGCUGUGGCGAAGAAAGAUUCCUCUCUCAUCCGUUCAGGGCCCGAGGACACACUCAUGAGUCACUUGCUGGUGUUUGAAGCAGAGCGCUCCCGCCUGGAGGGCCGGGUCGUGUCAUGUGUGGACCUCAGCUAGGACCCGAUGGCCAAGAUCACAACUAAAUGUAAAGGCAUCAAUAAUCAAGUGACAUAAGAAGAAGAUGAGGCGCAGAUUCAAGGUGACCUGAUCAUGUGCUGAAUCAGAGUAAAUGUGUGAAUGUCCAAUAGCUGUUGAUACAUCCUUUUCUGAAGGGAAAGUAAGAUGUUGAUUUUCUGUUGGGGCUUGGGAUUCAAUUGCUUUCAAUCUUCCAGUCUUGUUUUGUGCUUUAAAAAAAUGAUCAUUUUUAUUGGUACCUUGGAUGAAAAGAUUGAACUUUAAAUUAAUUUUUAAAAUAAUUUAUC
Molecule: messenger RNA, 1689 nt
Organism: Synchiropus splendidus (mandarinfish)
Lineage: Eukaryota; Metazoa; Chordata; Actinopteri; Syngnathiformes; Callionymidae
Exons: 14
Coding region: 107-1384 (425 amino acids)
Molecular function (GO): nucleotide binding
Source: RefSeq, a predicted model, not a curated record